ACGCCGCCGCCCCCUCCGCCCCGGGCGCGCGCGCGCUCCCGCCGGCACGCAGUUGCAAUUUCUGAGCGGUUUUGUCCAGAAGACUGUGCUCAGGUUAUGACGACUAAUCCCAAACCGAACAAGGCAUUAAAGGUAAAGGAGGAGUCGGGAGAGAAUGCCCCAGUGCUGAGCGAUGAUGAACUCGUGUCAAUGUCCGUACGGGAGCUGAACCAGCACCUGCGGGGUCUCACCAAAGAGGAGGUCAUCCGUCUGAAGCAGCGGAGGCGCACGCUGAAGAACCGGGGCUACGCCGCCAGCUGCCGCAUCAAGCGCGUGACUCAGAAAGAGGAGCUGGAGAGGCAGCGGGUUGAGCUGCAGCAAGAGGUGGAGAAGCUGGCCAGAGAAAACAGCAGCAUGAAGCUAGAGCUGGACGCCUUGCGCUCCAAGUACGAAGCACUCCAGACCUUUGCUCGUACUGUGGCGCGAGGGCCUAUUACCCCGACCAAAGUUGCCACCACCAGUGUCAUCACCAUUGUGAAAUCAGCCGAAAUCUCAUCCAGUUCCGUGCCGUUCUCAGCAGCGUCCUAGUGCCCUCGGUGGGGGAACUAGCAGCCUUUCAAAGGGGGGGGGAAGAGGCUCUUAUGCAUUGUUCCGGAGUUCUUGGUCGCGUCAAGAAUUGGCAUCUUAACAACUCUCUUCCGAAAGUGCAAAAAAAAAAAAAAAAAAAAAAAAAAAUUAAAUAAAUUAAAUAAGUAAGGAAGAAAAUAGAAAAGAAAAAAAUACCUACAAAGGGAACUUAACUGGCUGCUUCUCUCUGGACUCGGUGGCUCCAUCAACCCCUCGUGUCCAGGAUUUGAGCUCUGUCUGCAGUACAAGUUGCAAGAUCUACUUCCUUGUCCCUGCCUCCUUGAGCCCCUCGCAGCCGUUCCAGCUGGGAGAAGAUACCCGAGGAGCCUCCAGAGCCUUCGUGAAUGAUGCUCAAGAGCCAGGAAACAGAUGGACCGUAGAAAUCAUCGUGUGAGAUGAAUGUAUGGAAAAGAGUUUCCUUUAGUGGCAUCCUACUCCUUGUCAGAAGGGUCUCCCCUUCCCUCCCCACUUCCAUCUGCUGUUUCGAGGGCAGGGAAAUAGGCAUUUUGGUUUGAAUUUCAUCCUGCUACGAGUGGAUGGGAGUGGGAGGAUGAUGGAGAUUAAUGCUUGGGUCUGACCACACCCACUAGGAAUAACCUUUUGUUUUCAAUCCAUGCUGUUAAAAUAUGGAAAAAUAUAUAUUUUACAUAUUUUAAUACGCCUCACUACCUGUGUGGCCUGUGAAAAACUACAUUGCAGCCUCCUUUAUUCCAAGCCCAUGUUUCCCAAUAGCUCCUUCCCUAAGGUGUCCUGUGAAUUGGGUAUAUUUAUGCAGUGUAUUUCUUCCAAAUGAUCCAGUCUUGAAAUAGCGGCUUAUUUUAUUUUAUUUUUUUUCUGGAUUCCCUGAAGCUUAAGGGAAGGAGGCGCGGUAGAUGCUGUGAAGAGCAGUGUGGUGGGGAGGAGAAGGGGAGAGGAGGAAGAAGAAUGCUGGAAGUAUUACCGGGUGGAGGCAGAACUGACUGCAAGGCGGAGGGGCUGUUCUGCUGGGAUCAGCACUAUGAGAAGGGGUUUGUGCAGAAGG
Messenger RNA from Phasianus colchicus (ring-necked pheasant), 1627 nucleotides. It is a transcript of the gene MAFK, whose product is annotated as MAF bZIP transcription factor K. The record is from RefSeq and is a predicted model, not a curated record. Gene Ontology annotation, biological process: regulation of transcription by RNA polymerase II. Gene Ontology annotation, cellular component: nucleus. NCBI's taxonomy places the organism in Eukaryota, Metazoa, Chordata, Aves, Galliformes, Phasianidae. Gene Ontology annotation, molecular function: RNA polymerase II cis-regulatory region sequence-specific DNA binding; DNA-binding transcription factor activity, RNA polymerase II-specific.